This is a messenger RNA of Aspergillus nomiae NRRL 13137, 3235 nucleotides long. RefSeq lists its product as uncharacterized. The record is from RefSeq and is a predicted model, not a curated record. NCBI's taxonomy places the organism in Eukaryota, Fungi, Ascomycota, Eurotiomycetes, Eurotiales, Aspergillaceae. The transcript has 12 exons. The coding region runs from base 65 to 3235 and encodes 1056 amino acids. Gene Ontology annotation, molecular function: protein binding; hydrolase activity, acting on carbon-nitrogen (but not peptide) bonds.
AUUUCACUCUUCCUUAGUUAUUUCUUUACUUAUACAGUUUGUGAAAGGCUAUCUACCUGAAAACAUGGGUUCCAACCUGCCCUAUGCCGCCGAUGCUGAAAGUCCGCUGAAGCCAGCGGAGCUCCAGGUCCUGCGGUCGCAGUACGAAAAGGAAGGUGACUAUGUCGGUAUUCAAACCAAGUUCAACUUUGCCUGGGGCCUGAUCAAAUCCAACGCACGAACGGACCAACAGGAAGGAGUUCGUUUGCUAUCAGAGAUUUUCCGCGCUGCCCCCGAACGUCGACGAGAAUGCCUCUACUAUCUGGCCCUCGGUAACUACAAGCUUGGCAACUACGGCGAAGCCCGGCGAUACAACGAUCUUCUGCUCGAAAAGGAGCCCGCCAACCUUCAGGCCGCCAGCCUCGGCACCCUGAUCGAUGAGAGAGUGUCCAAGGAAGGAUUGCUGGGGUUUGCGAUCGUGGGUGGGCUUGCUCUCGCCGCAGGUGUGGUGGGAGGUAUGGUGUUCCGGGGCGCUAAGAGACGGACGCCAACGCUGACGGGCCAGAUCGAAAUCCCGCCAGAUACGGAAGGAGAAUUCCCCGAUCCUCCAACGUCUGUCCCUGAAGACCGGCCAGCUCCCCCGAGAAACCCAUGGGCAGACCACAACCCCUGGGAUCAUGACGACUUGAACAGAGACACCGACUGGGGCUCAGGCAAUGGAUACCGUCACCACACCUACAGAUCUCCGGAUGGCCGGUUUACGUUUUCCAGCACUACAUUCACACGGCGUGGUUCUGGUCAGCAAAUGCCGCCGGAUCCUCUGAUGCCUAUGACGGAGUACAGGCAACCCAAUGAGCGGGAUUCACCACCGGCACCGUGGAGGAGCGACAGGCAGAACCAACAAAGGUUCAGCCCAAAUGGUUCGAGGGUAUACAGCACGUCGUUUGAUUUCGACAUGAACACGCGGAGCAAUGGGGGCAUGGGGUCCGAGUUCCAUACAGCAGGGGGACUACAUCCUCGUGAUGCAGAUAGUCCACAGCCCAUGGGUACUCCUCUACGAACUCUGGGCGAUAUUCUUGAGCUAUUCCGAAAUGAUUUUGGAAGCAACGGUUCACCCGGUAGCCCCGGAGUCCGUGUCAUGACCGGACCGAACCCCAUUGCGAUUUUGUCGACUUUGCUCAACCUGGAUCGGCAUGGGGAUGCGGUCUACUCGCAAGAAGAACUAGACCGGGUAAUAUCACAGCUGAUUGAUCAGAAUGCACGGGGGACGGCGCCGCCUCCCGCGGCUCCCAGUGCGAUCCAGUCUCUACCGAAGAAAAAGGUGGACCAGGAUAUGCUGGGCAGCGAAGGCAAGGCGGAAUGUUCGAUUUGCAUGGACCCGGUAGAAUUGGGCACGGAGGUCACAGAACUCCCCUGCAAGCACUGGUUCCACUACAACUGUAUUGAGAUGUGGCUGAGCCAACAUAAUACGUGUCCUCACUGCCGGCGAGGCAUCAACAUUCCAGCAGAACCAGAAGGAAGCAGCGAAAACCCGGUGGUCAUCAACAGUAGUCCGGAGACGUCACCCCGUCGACCGAGCGGCGCUGCUCGCGAGCAUAGCGGACAGUCGCCGCCACAGUGGUUCGGGACUGGACCCGAGACAGGACAGGAACAGGAUCAACGAUCCAGUCGGAAUGACAAUCAAGGCGGAGGCUUUGCCGGCUGGGUUCGCAGCCAUUUCGGCGGAGGCAACCCAUCUACGUCUACCCCUCAUACAAUCUGUCUCUCUCUCUCUCUCCUUCUUCCUUCCUUCCUGGUCAAUUCCUAUACAGCACUCCGAGAAACAGCCCUCGCCAUGAAGACCCUCUACAGAAACGGCCACUUCGUCACUCCCCAAUCCCCCAACCCAACAUGCAUGGUCACCGAGAACGACCGCAUAAUCUACCUGGGCGAGGAGUCCACCGCAACAACCCUCCACCCCGACAGCGAGAUCCACGAUCUGGGAGGUCGUAAAGUCCUCCCCGGCUUCAUUGACGGACACAUGCACCUCCUCCUCUUCGGCGCAAGCCUGUCCAAAAUCAACCUAGGGAACUGCACCUCGCUGUCCGACAUCCGCAGCACCAUCAAAGCUGCCGCCGCCGCCAACCCGACGGCCGCGCGGCUCUUCUGCCGCGGCUGGAUGCACUCCAUGACCAACGGCGAAGCCCUAGCCUCCAUGCUGGACGACCUCGACCCGCGCCCCAUCUUCAUCGACUCCAAGGACCUGCACUCCGCGUGGUGCAACUCCGCCGCUCUCGCCGAGCUCAACGUCGCCCACACCCCCGACCCGGCCGGCGGUGUCAUCCACCGCGACGCCGCAGGCACCCCCACCGGCCUCCUCAGCGAAGCCGCCGCCGUGAACAUCGUCUGGCCGCACGUCGCCCAGGUCGCCUCGCUCGACGAGAAACUGCACUUCAUCCGCGCCGGCAUCCGCGAGUACACGCGCGCCGGCUACACGGGCGUCGUCGAGAUGGCCACGGACGAGAACCUGUGGAGCACCGUGCUGGCCCUCCGCGAACGCGAGGAGGUCAACAUCCGCCUGGCCGCGCACUGGAUCAUCUCCCCGAGGACGACGAGGAAGAGGCAUCAAGGUCAUCUGCGACGCGUCGUCGAUGCCUGCACGGCGGCCCUGACCGAGCCCUACGCGUCCAACGGGGACAACUGCGCCCCGCUCUGGGAUGCGGAUAUCCUUAAGAAGGUGGUGCGUAAGGCGGACCGUGCGGGCCUGCAGUGCGCCCUCCAUGCAAUCGGCGACGCCACGGAUGCAAAGCGCCUCGGCGACCUGGGCAUCACCGCCUCCGUGCAGCCCGUGCAUGCCGAUCCUGCUAUCCUGCGCGCGUGGCCGCGGUUGCUGGGGCCGGACCGGUGUGGGCGGGCAUUUGCGUACAAAGAUUUCUUGGACCAUGGGGCGCAUCUAGCCAUUGGCACGGAUUCACCCACGGCGCCACAUCUGCCGCUACGGAACUUGUAUACGGCCACGACGCGGCGCUCGGCGAGGGAGCCCGAGUCGCUGGAGACGGUGAAUGAGCAUUUCAGCCUGGGGUUGUUGGAGGCUAUUACGGCUGCUACCGCGGGGUCGGCGUAUAGUUGCUUUGCGGAUGGGUUCGCGGGGACGCUAGAGGUGGGCAAGAAGGCGGAUUUCGUGGUGGUCGAUAUGGCUUGGGAGGCGGAGCGGUUGUUGCAGGCGGAGGUGUGGGAGACGUGGUUUGAUGGACGGCGGGUGUGGCGGAGGGAGUAA